This is a messenger RNA of Eruca vesicaria subsp. sativa (arugula), 246 nucleotides long. The record is from the annotation of a GenBank genome assembly. Lineage: Eukaryota; Viridiplantae; Streptophyta; Magnoliopsida; Brassicales; Brassicaceae.
AUGGGGAUGCUUGCGGUAGAAGGCACCUAUUCUAAGAUGGAAGCACUACUUAACCUAAACAUUCAUCCAGUCGAUAUCCUAUUGAUGUUAGCAGCCACGGAAGGUGACAAACCUAAGAUCGAGGAGCUGCUUAGAGCUGGUGCUAGCUACUCUGUCAAGGAUGCUGAUGGAAGAAACGCUCUUGACAGAGCUAACAGUGAAGAGAUUCGUGACUUGAUCCUUGGCUACUCAGCUCAGAAGGCUUGA